This is a messenger RNA of Spizellomyces punctatus DAOM BR117, 4144 nucleotides long. RefSeq lists its product as uncharacterized. Gene Ontology annotation, biological process: protein localization to nuclear inner membrane; protein import into nucleus; transcription-dependent tethering of RNA polymerase II gene DNA at nuclear periphery. Gene Ontology annotation, molecular function: structural constituent of nuclear pore. Gene Ontology annotation, cellular component: nuclear pore inner ring; nuclear pore. Bases 118 to 4056 code for a protein of 1312 amino acids. The transcript is spliced from 23 exons. NCBI's taxonomy places the organism in Eukaryota, Fungi, Chytridiomycota, Chytridiomycetes, Spizellomycetales, Spizellomycetaceae. The record is from RefSeq and is a predicted model, not a curated record.
UUUCAUCCUCAGCUCUCCAUUUCAUCCCCGUCUUGCCACUUAACGAACUGGUCAUCCCUCCCACCCCAUCUAGUUUUUAACGCUGUUUGACCAAUUGCCAAGAUAUUCUGUUGAGGCAUGUCGUAUGCUUCCUACGGCUAUGCCGACUAUGGCGAGCGGCAGGGCCCUGGGGGAAUGGUCGGCCACAGGCCACCUAGUCACGACCCAGGUCAAGUUGGGCUCUAUCCCCCGCAAGGAGAGAAGCAGCAGCAACAGAAGACAACGUCCAUGAAGAAACACGAGCGACUUCAACAAGCUGCUGGUGUCCUUGAGGAGCAAAUGCAACGUGAUCGUUAUCCGGACUUGUACGAGUUACUAGAUCGCCGACGGGAUGACUUAUCAAAAGACGCCGAAAAGAAGGAUACUGGGUCAUUAAAGUUUCUGCGUGGUGCCAAUUUUGUGCCCCUGCCCAAUCACAUUCUCGCUCAUUACGAUACUGUCCUUUGCAAGACGUUUAUGGGGUUCUUUCCCGAGAUCAACCGUGUUUGGGUUACAAUGGACACCCGACUGUACCUUUGGAACUACAAUGAUUCAGGACCGGAGGCUAUCAAUGUCUUUGGUGAACAGGUUCAGGUGAUCUCGAGUGUGGGAAUAGUCAAGGCUUUACCGGGCAUCUUCUUGGAACAGAUAGAGUACAUACUCGUCGUCACUACUCGCGUUCAAAUCUUCCUGCUCGGUCUCGCAUUUGCAAGAAAGGGCGAUCCGUCCAGUCCAAUGACGAUAUAUAACACGGAUCUCACUUUGAGUGCUGAUGGGCUGACAAUGACAGACAUCGUAGGCACAGAUCAGGGACGCAUCUUUAUGAGGGGAGGCGAUGGACAUCUAUAUGAGUUACAAUACCAGGCAAAAGAGGGUUGGUUUACACCAAAAAUGCGCAUGGUGAAUCAUACGGCGACGGCUCUGUCACUGUUCGCACCCACAUUUUUGAACUUUGCGAAUGAAGGGGAUGUGGAACGCGUUGCUCUUGAUCGAUCGCGCCGGAUCUUGUAUACAAUUUCAAAGAGGAAUGAUAUCGAGAUGAUAUACCUCGGUCGUGAUGGGAAAGGAUUCCAUCGAGUCAAGGUACUUCGGGAUGUGGUCGCUAGUGCCCUCGGUGCUGCUGCCUCGGAAGAUGGUGUCAUCCUUCAAGGACUCUACCCUGUAACAUUGGCAGAGUCGCGACGGAUUCAAUUGGUCGCCAUAACGUCCUCUGGCGACCGUCUGUAUUUUUCCGUAUAUGGACGACAAUCUACUGGCGAUAUUACCGGAUCCUCUGAGGGAGAGAAAGAACCAUUUACUUUGGAAUUGGUGCACAUUCUUGAAACCAACAAAAAAUUCAUGAUGUCGGAGAAUGCCAUUCACGAGGGGCUGUAUACCAAUGGGCUUCUCAUCAUGGCUGAUGCUGUUAGUCAGGAUAUGGAUCGUAUAUAUGGUAUUGAACCGCAUGCGGGGGCCAUUGCUCAGACACCGUCAAAGUUGUGGAUAGAUAGUAUAUCAUAUGAAGAUCAGCAAGGAAAGGUGUGGCAGAUUACUGAAAUUCCAAAACCGGCGGCAAGACCCGUGUCCAGGAUUACUAAAAAAGACGACACGGGCACGGUUCUGAAUGAACUUGCCUCUCAACUUGAGUCUCCCGCGCGAUCUUUUCGGUUACUUACCAAUGAAGGUAUCGGACACAUGACAAAACUACGACCGAUUGAUCAAUUGUGUGAAUUGAUCUACCGGGCUGGUGGAGAUGGUACAGCGGAUUACCAGCAGUUCUUUAAUAUUUAUAGUCCCGCAGAGGCGUGUGCCAUGUGUCUUGCGAUCGCUUGUGGACAUCCAUCUGCUGAUCAGGCUAUUCGAGAUUAUGCCCCUAAUGGACAGCAUCAAGUUGUUGUCAUUGCGAGUCGUCUUUUUGACGAGUUUGGAGGACAGCCUUUUAUAAAUCGUCCUGACUCACUAACAAGCAACAGCAUGGACACAAACGGUGCACUAGGACACGCGGUUCCCGCUCCGGAAAUAAAGUACAGUGGACGACACAAUGGACUGGCACUCUAUCUUUCCAGACUAUUGAAACCCAUCUGGGCACAAAGAGUUGUCGUUGAAGUGUCACGCAACGUGGUGUCGAAUGUGGAUUCGCAUGCUCUCGUUUCUUUGCAAAUGAAUUUGAUGAGUUUGAAUGAUUUCCUUGGACAACGUAGUAAUCUUACUGCACCACCUAUUCCUGAGAAUCGUCCAGAAGCUGUUGAUAGCGAGGCAUGGAAGACGGAACAAGAGUCACUGCAUAACCUUUACGAACUCUUGCAAAUCACACGGGAAACAAUUGCCUUGCUUUUGAUUGUUUUUGAGCAGAAUCUGACGCUUAUCAAAGAUAUGCCUGUUCAGCAACGACAAGCUCUUGAAAACAUGACUUACCAGGGACUCAUUACGACAUCUAGCGGUCUGGAGGUUACUCGAGCCCUCAUGGCCGCGCACAUUGAUAAGCAUAUUAGUGAUGAAAAGGAUGUCCAAACCAUCACAGACGAGCUCCAAGCAGCCUGUCCAUCGAUUUGCUUCCAAAAUGAUGUGAUAUUGUAUAAAGGCAUAGAGUGUAUUCAGAUGGCGAAGACGAGGCCGAACCGCGAGCAGCAGGGACGAAAGUUGCGGGAAGCAUUAGAGUUGUUUAAACAGAUUCUUAAAGACGUGCCGUUUCGCAAACUGCAGGAGAUUACUGAGCAGUUUGAGGGACUGUUUUAUUAUGAGGGGGUUGUGGAGAUUGUGUUGCGGUGGGCUGCGGCGCAGGAUGCUGUAGAGUAUGGCGAUCGGGGGGGUAUGGACGAGGAUGAGUUGGUUGUACGGGGUUUGGAAAGUGGAACGGUUGCGCGACGAGGGGCGUAUGAGAUUAUUUUGAAUGCGAUAUCCAAGUUGGAUGGCAUGUUGCAGCAGCCGGUUGGAUAUGGAGGACCGCAUCCUGAUCAUAUUUUACAUGUCAUUAAUGGCAUGAUUGGUCAGGCGCUUGCGUAUGAUGAUCAAUUAUUCCAUGAGACGCUUUACGAGUGGUUUAUCAGUCAGAACCGACAGGAGCAGUUGUUGCAGAUUCGGACGAGAUACCUUGAAGAAUUUCUGACGCGCGGGGCAAACACGAAUUUAGCUAAAGCGACCCUCUUGGCCAAGUAUUACGUCAAGCAUGAGCGAUUUUACGAGGCUGCCAAGACGUAUCGGGGGUUAGCUGAAGCUCCAGGAUUACAUCUGGAUGCUCGUAUGCAAUUCCUCUCUCUAGCCCUCGUCCAAAGCAAACUGUGCUUCCAAGGCGAGUACAGAGACCACAUGGAUAAAGGCGAGGUGGAAGAUAUACAGGACCUGAAUGCGGUCGCCAAUGUCCAGAAAGAGAUUUUGGAUACCUUGUCGAGAGACUCUAUGGGACUUUCGCCUGAGUUGAUGCGGGAGUUGAAUGAGCGGUUGUUGACUGUUUCAGAACUUUUCAACAAGUACGUCCGACCGUGCAAAUUGUACGAAAUCCAACUGUAUAUUCUCCAUGUGUCUGAUGUGGAUGCAAAUGCACGGGGGUAUGCCCAAACCGCUUGGAACGAGAUUAUCAAAAAGACAAAACAAGACGCAAUGGCAUCGAAUCGAAAUGUGUUUGCAGCGUUGGAAGAAAAAGUUUGGGGGAUUGGGUCGAGGUUCUUUCCUGAUGAAAACGUCUUUCCUCUACAAUUCCUUAUUCACCGAUUGGAAGAAGAGAGUUUUACCGCCUCUGAACAAGGACGCGGCCCAGAACGCGGCUGGGUGAUUCGCCUCUUUUCAUCCAUCAAAGUCUCGUAUGCCGAACUGUUUCAGCAUUUCAACGACAUGUACGAAACGCAGCUCGUACCCUGGACGUCCACAGCUGCGCGGAUAUAUCUUUUAGAAGAUAUAGCGUACCUUGUUAAUGAGUGGAUGCGGUGGAGGGGGCCCGAGGGGGUGCCAAGACGGGUGUUGGAUGACGCGAUUCAAAAGUAUGUGAUGGCUGUGCAUGAUGUGGGGGAGGCGCAGGAGGUUGUGGGGAGAUUGCAGGUUUUGGCUGUUAGGAUACGGCAGUGAUGUGCGGCAUGUAAAGAUGCGUUUGUGCUAUCUGAAUAGGAAACACUGGACUGUGUUGUGUGUGUGCAUAUAAUACUCAAGACCCAAU